Molecule: messenger RNA, 1145 nt
Organism: Budorcas taxicolor (takin)
Lineage: Eukaryota; Metazoa; Chordata; Mammalia; Artiodactyla; Bovidae
Gene: TSPAN11
Product: tetraspanin 11
Exons: 8
Coding region: 1-867 (288 amino acids)
Cellular component (GO): membrane
Source: RefSeq, a predicted model, not a curated record
AUGGCCCAUUACAAGGUGGAGCAGGAUGACUGGCUGACUGUCUACCUGAAGUAUUUGCUCUUCGUCUUUAACUUCUUCUUCUGGGUCGGGGGCGCCGCGGUCAUGGCCGUGGGCGUCUGGACCCUGGUGGAGAAGAGCGGCUACCUCGGCGUCCUGGCCUCCAGCACCUUCGCCGCCUCUGCCUACAUCCUCAUCUUCGCGGGCGCCCUCGUCAUGGUGACCGGCUUCCUGGGCUUCGGCGCUAUCAUCCGCGAGGACAGAGGCUGCCUCUCUGCGUAUUUCUGCCUGUUGCUGGCGAUCUUCCUCGUUGAGCUGGUGGCGGGGGUCCUGGCCCAUGUGUACUACCAGAGGCUGAGCGACGAGCUGAAGCAGCACUUGACCCGCACCCUGGCCGAGAACUACAUGCAGCCCGGUGCCGUGGAAAUCACAGCAUCUGUGGACCGUCUACAGCAGGAUUUCAAAUGCUGCGGGAGCAACAGCUCAGCCGACUGGCUGCAGAGCAGCUAUAUCCUGUCUCCAGAGGCCGAGGGCCGCCGGGUGCCGGACAGCUGCUGCAAGACAGUGGUGGCACGCUGCGGCCAGCGGGCACACCCCUCCAACAUCUACAAGGUGGAGGGAGGCUGCAUCAGCAAGCUGGAGCAGUUCCUGGCUGACCACCUGCUGCUCAUGGGGGCCGUGGGCAUCGGGGUGGCCUGCCUGCAGCCAAGGUCACUCUCUUCCCCCAGAAAACAUGAAGGAAAAGGCCCUGGGGGCCACUUUGAACUUGUCAGGAACAAAGACCUGGGAGGAGUGGGAGCGUGGGUGCAGAUUUGUGGCCUGAUACUCACCUGCGGCUUGCACCGGAGGCUCCAACUGCAUUUUUACUAACAGCCAACCGUGUCCUGCUCCGACUGCCCCUCACAAUUUCAGGGGCCCAAGGCCCACAGGCCAGGCCUGCAGGGUCAGCACCAGCUGGCCUGGAAGCUCCCAGCAACUCCCCCUCCUCUGUGCCCAGCCCCUCCAGACGCACCCAGUAACUGCGACCACGGCCUCUGCAGCCCCUACCUGGCCGGGGACCCUCAGUCCCCGCCCUCCACUUCUGUGUGCUCACCACCGGAAUCCUGGGGCAAGAGGGCACAGCCCGAGCCUCACCAGGCCUAGGCUCC